AUGUGUUGUGGAGAAAGAUGUUGGGGUGGGGGGGGAGAAGAAGAAAACCCUAUUGAUGUCAGCUCCCUUUUCAGUUCCGAAGAUGGAUUCUCCGCCCCAGUCCUCUUCUCCCCCCUUGUCUCUUCUCUCAUCCCGCAGGUCAGCCCUCGGCGAACAGACCAGGGGAGGAGGGGGGGCAGAGAGGGAGGGGGGGGUCCGGUGCACCACGUGACCCCCAGGGGUGCCAAUGUACGGUCGUGAGGGUCUCAGGCCCUUGCACGUUGCCACCCACUGCCCGGGCCUCGCCCAGCGAUGCAGAAAGCCACCUACUACGACAACGCAGCGGCGGCACUCUUCGGAGGCUACUCCUCGUACCCGGGCAGCAAUGGCUUCGGCUACGACGUGCCCUCCCAACCCCCCUUCCAGGCCGCCACGCACCUGGAGGGCGACUACCAGCGCUCGGCCUGCUCGCUGCAGUCCCUGGGCAAUGCCGCCCCGCAUGCCAAGAGCAAGGAGCUCAACGGCAGCUGCAUGAGGCCCGGCUUGGCCCCCGAACCCCUGCCCGCCCCACCUGGCUCGCCCCCGCCCAGCGCCGCACCUACCAGUACCACUCAGCAACAGCAGUAAUGGGGGGUGGGCCCAGCAAAAGCGGCCCCCCCCAAGUGCGGUCCUGGCUCCAACUCCACCCUCACCAAACAGAUAUUCCCCUGGAUGAAAGAGUCGAGGCAAACGUCCAAGCUGAAAAACAGCUCCCCCGGCACAGCGGAGGGCUGCGGCAGCGGAGGAGGAGGAGGAGGAGGAGGAGGAGGUGGAGGAGGAGGAGGAGGAGGUGGUGCAGGAGGUGCAGGAGGAGGAGGAGGAGGCGGGGACAAGAGCCCCCCAGGGUCGGCGGCCUCCAAGCGGGCACGGACGGCCUACACGAGCGCGCAGCUGGUGGAGCUGGAGAAGGAAUUCCACUUCAACCGCUACCUGUGCCGGCCCAGGCGGGUGGAGAUGGCCAACCUGCUGAACCUCAGCGAGCGGCAGAUCAAGAUCUGGUUCCAGAACCGGCGCAUGAAGUACAAGAAGGACCAGAAGGCCAAGGGCCUGGCCUCGUCGUCGGGGGGCCCCUCCCCGGCCGGCAGCCCCCCGCAGCCCAUGCAGUCCACGGCCGGCUUCAUGAACGCCUUACACUCCAUGACCCCCAGCUACGAGAGCCCGUCCCCGCCCGCCUUCGGCAAAGCCCACCAGAAUGCCUACGCGCUGCCCUCCAACUACCAACCGCCUCCUCCUCUCAAGGGCUGCGGCGCCCCGCAGAAGUACGCCCCGACCCCGGCGCCCGAGUACGAGCCGCACGUCCUGCCGGCCAACGGGGGUGCCUACGGGACGCCCACCAUGCAGGGCAGCCCCGUGUACGUGGGUGGGGGCGGCUACGCGGAUCCGCUGCCGCCCCCUGCCGGCCCCUCCCUCUACGGCCUCAACCACCUCGCCCACCACCCCUCUGGGAACCUGGACUACAACGGGGCGACCCCCAUGGCCCCCAGCCAGCACCACGGACCCUGCGACCCCCACCCCACCUACACAGACCUCUCCUCUCACCACGCGCCUCCUCCUCAGGGUAGAAUUCAAGAAGCGCCCAAAUUAACACACCUGUGAUGGGAGAGGGGUGAGGUCAUGGGGUGGGGAAGAUAGAUGGGAAGCUGGGUGAGGGGUUGGUGGCUAGUUGUGGGGGGGGGGAUCUGAAAGGAAACUGGGAUGGUAGCCAAGUUUUCUGGGAAAAAGGGGGCCUGGCCCUCCUUCCCCUCCUCCCCUCUCUGGUCCAAGAGUUUUUGCUGGUUCCAGCCUCUGGUCCCAUCUGCCUGCCAACCCAUAGGAAAGGAAUCCUCCUCCCCAGCAGACUGGACAUGACCCAGGCUGUGCUAGGCCUCCAGCAGCUUCCCAGCUGGGACCCCGCACUCCAGAGGGGGCUGGAGGCAGAGACCAGGCAGACAAGCACAUUUAGAAACACUCAAGGCUCACCACCCCCCCACAGCUGUCUUACCUUCCAUUUCUGUGGGUGAUUCUCUCCCAAAUCUUGACUCCCUCCCCCCUCAGUUCACCUUGAAAAGAAAAACAAGAAAGCAUUUCACAACCGAGGGCACAAAGCAUGACUCCCACUUCCCUGAAGCCUCAGUCUUGCUUCCAUCUGUUUGAGGUUGAUUGGGCAUUCCCUCCAUGUCUGAUCUCAUAUUUUUUCUGCUCUAGGACAUAUCUAAAAAUCGCCUCCACCCAUGACAGUUUCCAGAGGGCUCAGGGAUGGUGAGAGAUCCUGAAAGGGAGAGCUGUCUAUAUUAUAAAUAUAUAUAUUUUUUUCUUUCAUGGCAAAAGCUGGGAGGCAGGACAGGCAAGGUGUCAGGACUGUAGGUUCGCCCUUUCUGCUGCCACCCAUCUUGGUUCCAGGGCCAGGCCCCUUUGACCCCAGCGAGCAGAGCAAUCGGUGACACGAGCUCUACGCUUUUCUUUUCUUCUGUUGCUCUCUUGACUUAACGUGAAACAGGGUAUAUUUUAACAAACUGUCCCAGGCAGAGGCAAAGGCUGGGCCUGCGGGGCCUUGCUCAAUCCUCUGACAGGGCACUUUUGUUGCACUUAGAGUUUACAUUUUAAUGGAUAUAAAAACAACUGUGAGAGGUGCCUGGGCCUGCAGGAGCCCAGCACCGCUCAAAAAGUGUGUGUUCUAGUGAACAUUUUCAUAUAUAUUUAUUGGUUAUAGCCUGUUAAAAUAUUUUCUUUUUUUUUUUUGGUAUUAUUUAUCCCCACACAUUUAUGUAUUUAUAUGAGGGAAAAAAAGGAAAAAAUGUACUUUUUUAGUAUUGUUAUAAAGGCCGUUGUGUUUUCUGUCAUGUAAAACCAGCUAUUUUAGUUAUUAUUGUACUCUAGAAAAGAGCUGUAGAUUUAUGUUAAAAUUCGUACUUAUGAGGAAUUGUAAUUAGUGCUAAAAGGCAUGAACUCAGCUCCUAAUUGUCACUGUAUAGUCCUGAAUUUGUAGAAUUAGAGUUAAUUCCCUCUUGAAACUUUCUUUGUCCUUCCGUAGUUACUUUUUUCCUUACUUAAAAGGGUUGUCUGUUGAACAAUUCUUGAAUAAACUUUCUGUUAUCAAUUUUA
Molecule: messenger RNA, 3099 nt
Organism: Suncus etruscus (white-toothed pygmy shrew)
Lineage: Eukaryota; Metazoa; Chordata; Mammalia; Eulipotyphla; Soricidae
Gene: HOXB3
Product: homeobox B3
Biological process (GO): regulation of transcription by RNA polymerase II
Cellular component (GO): nucleus
Molecular function (GO): DNA-binding transcription factor activity, RNA polymerase II-specific; RNA polymerase II cis-regulatory region sequence-specific DNA binding
Source: RefSeq, a predicted model, not a curated record